UUCAUUUUUCGUGUGUGCUGCUCACUGGCGUUGUUGUUGUGCUGUGCGUGUGGUGCGAAUCAUCAUCGGAGGAAACGAGGAUGAAAAAUCGCCGCGAUUGAUAAGCGAGACUGCGCGUUGAGUAGCGUGCACGAAAGUGGUGUGCGAUUUGCAGCAUGGACGACGACGCAAGUCGCAAAUCAGACGACAUAGCGCGGAAGAAACGAUGAGCACCACGGCGGUUUCCGAUUAAAGCGUGCGUGCGUGUGUGUGCACCCCCCAAAGUUCGGACAAUGUCGAAUAGAGAUAUGUGCAAGCUGCCCAAGAAGCGAAAGUUCGAUCCGUCCGAACUCGAACAGGAGCACCUACCACAACCGCACGUUCAACAACAACAACACCACCAACAACAACAUCAUCAGCAACAGAUUCAGCAUCACCGCCCGCCGCCACCGCCACAGCAGCAGCAGGUGGUGGUGUUGCAGUCGCCGCACCAGCAGUGCCCUUCGAUCGUGCACGUGCCGGCUGCGCCUCAGGCGACGGCGGUGGACUACUCCUGCCCGCCGCGAGAUGACGAAAUUACCCACAGACAGACUGAUAUUGAUCUCGAAGAAUGGAAGAGUCACCGUGUGCUCGCCAGGCGCCAGAAUUCGUACUAUCCGGGCGAGAUACGUGAAGCUGCCGGAAAUUACGUGGUUGUUAGGCUGGAAGUAAACGGCGUUGAAGACUAUCGCUAUCACAAUGUGCUGCGACCCGACUGUACGGAUAUAAUCAGCGAUGCCAGUCCGUUUGCGAAUCAGGUGGAGUUGUCGAUGCGUGUUUGCGUGCGUCCCCCGGGCGAACGCUCGGCGUUUAUCGAGGGUAUCGUGCGUCGCAUUGACCGGCCGCAUUUUACGGUCACGACUACCCUGGGUGACUAUGUGGUAAAGCGUGCGGAUUUGCGUCUGCUGCGUGCGCCUUGGUGUGAGGAGCUGGAGAGUCUCGAACCGGCAUCGGCGUAUGGCGAGGGCGUCGUUCACGUUGCAGGCCAACCGAAUGAUUACGGCCUCUCGCCGCCGCCGAUUCAGCUCAGCACACCUGUUUCACUCGGCACGCCGCCGCAACCAAACGGGCGUCCGUUCGAUGACUAUGAGAGCGAUGAUGAUCUACCGCGCGAAGAUAUUAAUUUCCCCGUGGAGGGCGAGAAGCUUUCCGGUAGUAGUAAACGCAGCAGUAGCAUGCAGAGUCGUACAAGUUCAAGCAGUAGCAUUACACAGCGUUCGCAGCCGACGACGCCGCGCAGUCAGGCCGCCACGCCGCACAAAUACAAAAAGGGCGACGUUGUUACCAAUCCGAAUGGCAUACGUAAGAAGUACAACGGCAAGCAAUGGCGUCGUCUGUGUUCCAACAGCGACUGCAUCAAGGAAUCUCAGCGGCGCGGGUUUUGCUCGCGGCAUUUGAGCCAGAAGGGCAAUACGAUGCGGCCGAGCGCCGGUAUGGGUGGGCAGAUGUCACGUGCGGGUAGCAAGAACGAUGGUGAAGAUACCAGCCGUGAUUCGGAGACGUCGCCCAGCUGUAACGAACGUCAUCCGUCGAUGCGCUACAAUCAGGAGGAGACCGAAGUGGCCAGUAUGCUAGCGUCGAUGGCGGGCUCGCGUUCAGACACACCAGUCUUUUCACCAAAUGGACAAGGCUCAUCCCCAUUGACGAUGCAAUCGCCGCUGACGGUCGGUUCGCGGAAUAACGUCUUCAUGCCGAUUACCAGUUAUCAACAGGGGCUGAAGCGCGUCUCACCAGGCCCGCCCGGAUGCAAUAUACAAACGCCCUAUCACCAGCAGACUGUUAUCAGGCCGGAACUAGUUCGUCCUGGACAAAACAACAGCGUUAUACGAAUAUCUCCCUCAUGGCCACCGACGAGCGCCGAACAACCCGGCGUGAUUCUUCAGACGGUGCUCACAAAUCAACAGCAGCAGCAUGUGCCCGAAAUGAAUAAUGUUGAUGGUAUGAAAAUUACACAGGCAUCGCUAUAUGGUCAGUUGCCGCCUGUGCAGGAGAAUUCGUCGCUUGUUAUUAAAGGUGGCGAUGAUAAGCUCAAGCAGGAUAGUCAGAAGCAAGCCGUGUUGUCAAUAUACGCUCCACAACAGAUCAUGCAGAUUGACCGGAAUCAGACAAUUAAGAAUAAUAAUCAGCAUUCGCCACGUGGCGGUGCAUUGCUGCCGGUUAUUGUGCGGCCAACGCACUUGGUGCCUGUCCUGCCUGCUGUGACCAGUGUGCCGUCGUCGGUUGUGAAGCGAAUAUCGUCGGGGACGAUUGCAACGCAUGUGCAAAAGAAUCAUGUGGUUGCGACGACGGCACCGGUUGAGCAUCACAUCAACUCGAAUCACCACAAUCACCUGAACAAUAAUCACGAGAAGUCAAUUAUACAACAACAGCCCAUGGUGGUACCGCCGCAGCAGCAACAAUUGCUGCAUAUGCACGUCCAGCAGCAACCACAACAGCAACCGCCUGCGAUUCAGACACAGGCGCAUGCGCAAUCUACAUUGGUGAUACCCUGGCACCGGCUGGUGCCGAUACUGACGACGACACCGUCGGGAAACGUGUCGCCUCCGCUCUCAGAACUAUCGCCACCGCUGUCGGCACCGCCGAUCUCGAUCACGACUAGCGUUGGCCCGCAGCCGCAUGUCGCGGCCAAGACGGAACGCACCCAUGGUUCACAUGGUGAUGAUGCGGAAGCGGAGGCGAUGCCAGUGGCGGCCGACGACGACGAUGACGAUGUGUUCGAGGUGGAGGCGCCCGAGACGCCGAAUGAGAAUAAUGCCGCCACCGGUGGCAGUAAGCGACGCAGUCAAUCACUGAGUGCUUUACACAAGGGUAAAGAACGGAUACGUAGACCAAUGAACGCCUUUAUGAUAUUUUCGAAACGACAUCGCGCCGACGUACACAAACAAUUUCCGAAUCAGGAUAAUCGCACGGUGUCCAAGAUACUGGGCGAAUGGUGGUAUGCUUUGGAACCGGUGAAGAAGCAAAAGUACCACGAUUUGGCUUCUGAUGUCAAGGAAGCACACUUUAAGGCGCAUCCGCAGUGGAAGUGGUGCAAUAAAGAUCGCCGAAAAUCAUCGACCAGUUCGGGUCGCAGUAAACUUAACUCCACCGGCGAUGGAAUGGAAGCGAACGACGUGCCAAUUAGUCCCAGCGCGCAUUCACCCGCCGGACCGAGUGUCCCGCGUCCAUGUGAACCGGAAGACAAUGGCGAUGCAUCUGAUGAUGACCAAAUGGUCAUUUGCGAGGAUGCGCCAACAGAGCUGGACCUUAAGUGCAAAGAAAAGGUGACGGAUUCGGAUUCGGAACACAGCGAUCACGAGACGAACAACUUCACGAAUGAUACGAAUCAGUCUUCCCAACAACAACAACAACAGCAGCAGCGCUACAGUCCAAGUCCCGGAGACGUGACCUUAAAACCCAAGCCCAUCAAACCCUCGUCCAAAUUCAGUCCAGUGCCAACGACCACCGUGCUCAGCUUCCCUAUCCAUUCCCCUGUAAACCCUUCGGGCGUCAGCGGCUUCCAGCCGAAAGGCGGUGCUUUCGCAUCACCCAAAGCUUUCAAAUCCGAGCACAAAUCCGAUGAGGGUGGUGCUUGGCCAUCGGGUAAUACAUACGCGCUGAACAUCAAGGUACAAACACCCAAUUCGCUGUUAUCCGCCAAAUCCGAACCACCAUCACCGGCUGCAACCGCCACUGUAACCAUUCUAAAUCCCACGACGGUCAAAACAUCGAAUGUCAUUCAUAUGAGUUCAUCGUCUCUACAGCAGUCACCAGCGACCUAUAUUCAAACACAGGCGAAACCGGUGCGUUUAACAUUUAUGAACCCGCCUGCAACCAGCGGGCAGGGCACAACCUUGUGUCUGGCUGAACCGGAACGACAACAGCAAGUCGUUGUUGUGGCUACGUCAGCCGCGGAUCAUUCCUUGAAGUACGUUUGUGUACCACAACCGUUUAAGAUUGCAGAGGUGGUGACACAGACCACGUGUCAGUUACCUGGUACCCCCACGAUUGUUACCACUGGUACGGUUGCCACUCCGGCUAUGACUAUUUCGGCCAUGCCUACCAUGCAGUCGGUGAUUGUGAGUCAGAGCUUGAAUCGGGAACGGGAGAUGGAGAACAAGAUUAGUAAUGGGUCAUCGGGGCAUGAGGGUGGUGUUUAUACAAGUACACCAACUGAUACUUCUAGUGCUUUCUCGUACAAUAUCACAGCUCAUUCGAUAAAAGAUGAACCCUUGGCGUUGCGCUCACCACAUGAUGUACCCACUUCACCGCAUAUUUCGUUGGCGGGUGCACAUGGUCUCCCAGGGCCGAUUGGGACGAUGAAGGAACCUGAAUUUAAGUUGGCACCUACUCCAGCGCAACUUGGGAAGGCUCCGCUUCAACGGCGUCAAUCUAUGGCUGUUGCAGCGGCAACUGCCACCACAACUUCUUCAUCAGUGGUGAGCGGACAUGAGUGUCUCCCGAGUUCGGUACCUUCGUGCGAGGAACCAACAACCCCUAGCGAGCCCUUAGCUUCGCCCCGAACGAAGAAGGCGUGUUCCAAGAAAAACAAAGAAGAUGGAAUGGAUAAAAUUCUGGAGCAAGUCAACUUUAAGAAAAAGUUCUCAUCGCUGCCGCAAUUCAAGCCCGAAGACUGCCAAUCGCCCAGCGCCAUAUCAGUGCCAUCGAGCCCGCGCGUCUUUCCCAAUUACAAAAAGCGCUCGUUGCCGCUUAGCCAUCGUUCAUCAUUGGAUGAGGAUUCCGACACGGGCACACCGGCUACCAGCGCCAACAAGAUCUCUUCAGCCAGCCGCACUACGGGUACCACGGGUACCGUCUUCUUUGGGCCAGAGUUUCCGGAGUUGUUUAAUGUGGAAACAGUUAGAGAAUACAUGGAGACGGGUGAGGCAAGCUCUCCCCGUACACCGAAGACACCAGGUACGGGGCGCGAUCCAGAAAAGGGCCACCGCAAGAUGCUCGAAAUGAAGCGCAAGCUGGUGAUGCAGCUGUUCGACGAACAGCAGUCGUACUUUCCCAGCCAGCAGGCGACCACCACGUUUCAGAGCCAACACAAGGACGUCUUCAGCAGCAAGUCGCAGCUGCAGUUGAAGAUCCGCGAAGUGCGUCAGCGUAUAAUGGCCACGUCGAACAAUAGUAUUAACAGUCCGUCGACGCCGGCGCCGCCGAGCUCGUCGAGUUAGCCCACUUGAUUUUUGUGCAAUAGCCGUAUUUAAGUCUUCCUUCUACGUCGAACAAAAAAGUUGUUGUGUUUUAUUAUGUUCGGUGCGUUGAUUUCGCCGAUUUCGUUCCGUUAUCCAAUAAUUUAUCGGUUGUUUUCCGUUUGAAAUCAAGCGCAAGUCAUUUCUAUCAAUGGUGGCGAAGGCAAUUAACGAAUCGUUGCAAUCAAUCAAUGUUCAUUGUUGAUUCGAUGAAGAAACAAAUUCUAUAAUUAUUAGAGAGGUAUAUAUUUACAAACAAACAAAGCGAAAGAAAUUUGCAAACAUAGAUUAUACAAAUAUAUUAUAUACGGCGCGAGCGCAGAGGAAUACAAGUAUCACGUACUCAUUCUUGGCAUCUUGGCAAGCGAACUCCGCACGUGAAUUCUCAUUUUAAGCAACGCAAUAUUUGCAGAUUUGCAUCUUGCAAACGUGGACCACGAGCAAAAUAUAUGUCUACGCAAAACACAAAGUUGGUUAUGUUGUGAAUAAUGAUCAAGUGAAACGAGAUAUAUAUUAUAUAUAUAUAGUAUAUAAAUAUUGUAAUUCUGUUAAAUAAUUUUAUAUUAACCGCAAGGGAGAAGAAGUUAAAUAAUUUCUUAAAAUUAGGACGAAAUGAAGCCAUAUUAUUUUAUUAUGAACGAUUUUGUUGCGCUAAUUACGAAGAAACUACUAACGCUCUAGGAAUAUACUUACUUAUUUCUACACUUGUAUGAUUUUAAAAUUGAAUUACUCAUAGGCACUGCAUUAUUUAUUUAUUAUUAUUUUGAAAUGUUGAUAACUAUUGAUUACUGUUAUGUUUUCUGUUUUAAGUAAGUAAUUAAUCGCGCAGACGAAGGUGUGUUGAUUGUCCGCCAGUCGAAAUUUGACCACGUAUUGUAAAUAAUCGACAAUGGUUCAUUUUCCAUACUUACACCACCGACACAAUAAUUUUCUGUACUAUCACGAAACUCGCACGCCGAAAGAAAUAUCGAUAUCGAUCGAGUUACAGUAUUAUCGUAUGUACUAAUGUUGUAAAACUUUUUAAGUGUUAAGCUAGCACCGAACAGAUUGACAGACAAUUGAUAGCUUGGUAGUGCUCGUAGUGCGUAGCCCUCUUUCCCAUGAAGAAGAAAAAAAAGAACAGACACACUCACAGUAAUUUAGUAUAAUCGACGAUUAUAUGCGAUGGUCAACGCGGGCAAGCGAAGUAGCGAAACAAGUUGGUUAUGUCUUAACGCGUGCGUUUUCUAAACCGUAGCCGCCACAAAUGAUUACAUUAUAUGUAAGAGAAUUAAUUGAAAACUAAUGUUGUUGAGAAUUUUUAUAGAAAAAUAAUGACGAGAAAAUACCAAACCCCAUACACACACACACACUCACAUUUCGGGUUACACGAAACACGAUUAAUAACAAACCAUGAUAAUAUAUAUAUAUAAAUAUAUAAUAUAAGAUAAGGAUUAAAUCUACCGACACGCAGAAUAUUCUUGUAGGUGAAUUAUAAAUUGAUCUCGAAACAAAUAUCGUUAGUGAGGAAAUGUUCAUGUUUUUGCUCUAUUCAUAUUACAUACAUAUUAUAUACGAGAUACAUGCAUAUAUGUAUAUAUUUAUAUAGAAAUAAUAUACUUAUAUAUGUGUAUGUAUUUAUAUUAUAGAGAAAAGUUA
Molecule: messenger RNA, 6833 nt
Organism: Dalotia coriaria
Lineage: Eukaryota; Metazoa; Arthropoda; Insecta; Coleoptera; Staphylinidae
Gene: cic
Product: Putative transcription factor capicua
Exons: 9
Coding region: 273-5177 (1634 amino acids)
Biological process (GO): regulation of transcription by RNA polymerase II
Cellular component (GO): nucleus
Molecular function (GO): DNA-binding transcription factor activity, RNA polymerase II-specific; RNA polymerase II transcription regulatory region sequence-specific DNA binding
Source: RefSeq, a predicted model, not a curated record